AUGGCAGAUUCACCGAUGUCAUUUUCCUUCUUUUCUGAAUUUGGACUGCUAUUUUAUUUGGAGGAGCUGAACAAUGAGGAAUUAAAUAAAUUCAAGUUACUCCUAAAGGAGACCAUAGAACCUGGGUGCUGCCCAAUACCAUGGACUGCAGUGAAGAAGGCCAAGCGGGAGGAACUGGCUUGCUUGAUGAACAAACACUAUCCAGGAGAGCAGGCCUGGAAAAUGACUCUCAAAAUCUUUGGCAAGAUGAACCUAAGGGAUCUGUGUAAACGAGCAAAAGCAGAGCUCAACUGGCAAAUGCAGACCAUGAAGUCAGAGGAUGUUGAGGCCAUAAAAGAGGAUCAUGGUGAUGAGGAGGCAAUGCUGGGUGAUAGAGCAGAUUACAGAACUCAAAUAAAGGAAAAAUUUUGCAUCACAUGGAAUAAGACCUCUUUGCUUGGAGAAUCUGCAGAUUUCAAUUAUGGAAUUACUCAGAAAAACAGAAAACUGUUGGAACAUGCAUUUGAUGUGAAUGUCAAAACUCAUAAAAUGCCAAAGAUAGUGUUGCUUCUGGGAGCUGCUGGAAUUGGGAAAACAACAUUGUUGAGAAAGGUAAUGGUAGACUGGGCAGAGGGCAAUCUCUACCACCAGUUCACCUAUGUUUUUUAUCUCAAUGGGAGAGAAAUUAGCCAACUGAAGGAGAGAAGCUUCGCACAGCUAAUAUCAAAGGACUGGCCCAGCACUGAAAUCCCCAUUGAAAAGAUCCUGUCCCAGCCAAGCAGUAUUCUUUUUAUUAUUGAUAGUUUUGAUGAACUGAACUUUGCCUUUGAAGAACCAGAGUUUGCACUGUGUGGAGAUUGGACCCAGGAACACCCAGUGUCCUUCCUCAUGAGUAGUUUGCUGAGGAAGGUGAUGCUCCCUGAAUCAUUCUUACUAGUGACAACAAGAAUCACGACUUUGAACAGACUCCAUCCUUUGUUGAAGAAACCUCUUUCUGUAAGGCUAAAAGAACUGUGUAAGAAUGCAAGAAUGGACUAUAUUCACCAGUUUUUGAAAGGUAAGACAUGGGCCACGAAUGCAGCCCGUUCAAUAAGAAAGAAUGCAAGGCUUUUCAGCAUGUGCCGUAUCCCCCUUGUGUGCUGGCUGGUUUGCACUUCUCUGAAGCAGCAGGUGGAGAAGGGUGGCAGUGUUGCAGAGACCUGCCAAACCACCACGGCUCUGUUUACCUGCUACAUCUGCAGCUUAUUUCCACGGGUAGACGGGCACUCUGCUAAUCUGCCCAAUGAAACCGUGCUGAGGAGCUUGUGCCAGGCUGCUGCCAAUGGCAUUUGGACUAUGACACAUGUACUCUACAGAGACAGUCUCAGAAAGCAUGAGUUAACCAGAUCUGACAUCUCAGUUUUUCUAGAGGCAAAUGUUCUUCAAAAGGACACAGAGUGUGAAAACUGCUAUGUGUUCACUCACCUCCAUGUUCAGGAGUUUUUUGCAGCUAUGUUCUAUUUGUUGAGGGAUAAUCUGGAAGGAGUAGACUAUCCCUUCCAACUUUUUGAAAAUUUGAAUGUGUUACUUCAGAGUGAACAUUAUCACCACCCUCAUUUGGCACAGAUGAAAUGCUUUUUGUUUGGCCUUUUGAAUAAAGAUAGAAUAAAACAGCUGGAGGAAACUUUCAACAUUACGAUAUCACUGGAGAUAAAAAAGGAGUUACUUCAGUGUUUGGAACUAUUGGGAAAUGAUGACUCUUUCCCAUCUCAGCUAAGACUUGAGGAUUUGUUUCACUGUCUGUAUGAGAUUCAAGAUGAAGUAUUUACAACCCAGGCGAUGAGCUAUUUCCCAAAGGUUACCAUUAAAAUUUCCGAAGAAAUAAAUUUGCUUGUAUUUUCAUUCUGUCUUAAGCUCUCAGAGUGCUUACAGACCAUUAAAUUGACUGUAACUGCACUGUUGGACACCAUUUUCCACUCCUACCCCACAUGUGACACUUGGCAAGAAGAUGUUGAUCGUGUUACCCACGGCUGGCAAGAUCUCUUUUCUGCGCUUCAUAACAAUGAAGAUCUGAGAGAAUUGUGUCUGUAUGACAGCACCUUUGAUGAAUUAAUGAUGAAUAUUUUAAGUCAAGAACUAAGGCACCCAAACUGUAAACUACAAAAACUAGUGUUGAGGGCUGUCAAUUUCCUGGAUUACUCUCAGGAUUUUAGUUUUCUGCCUCACAACCAGAAUCUGAUACAUCUCGACCUGAAAGAUAUGGACAUGCAGGACAAGGGAUUAAAAUCCUUAUGUGAUGCCUUGAAAUGCCUAACAUGUGAACUCCAGAAACUGAGGUUGACAUGCUGUGACCUGAAGCCAAUUCACUGUCUACAUCUCUCCGAGGCGCUCAUAAGAAACAAGAGGCUGGUGUUUCUAAAUCUGUCGACCAAUAAUCUUUCAGAUGAUGGAGUGAAGUUGUUGUGUAAGGCCUUAGAACAUCCAGACUGUUGCCUAGAAAGACUGUCCUUAGCAAACUCUGGCCUCACAAAAGUUGGCUGUGAGGAUCUUUCUUUGGCACUGAUCAGCAACAAGAGGCUGACGCAUUUAUGCUUGGCAGACAACUUCUUGGGAGAUGAUGGAAUAACGCUUAUCAGUGAUGCCUUGAAAUACCCACAGUGUACUCUGAAGAGCCUUGUACUGAGGAGUUGCCAUUUCACUCCACUGGGCAGUGAGUAUCUCUCUACUUCUCUUCUACACAACAAGAGCCUCACACAUCUGGACCUUGGGUCAAACAGCCUUCAAGACAGUGGAGCAAAGCUUCUGUUUCACGUCCUCCAGCAGCGAACCUGCAAUCUUCAGGAGUUGGAAUUGAUGGGUUGUAUUCUCACUAGUGAAUGUUGUGUAGAUCUUGUUUCUGCUCUUGUGAACAACCCAAACCUGUGUAGCCUACAGCUUGGGAACAACAACUUGAAGGACACUGGUGUGCAUAUUCUGUGUGAUGCUUUAAGAAAUCCAAAUUGCAAUAUUCAGAGGCUAGGGUUGGAACAUUGUGGUCUGACCUCUGCCUGCUGUCAGGAUCUCUCCACUUCUCUGCAUGGCAACCAAAAAUUGUUAAGAAUAAACCUGACAAAGAACACCUUAGGGUAUGAAGGAAUUAGAAAUUUAUGUGAAGUCUUGGGUUCUCCGGAAUGCAAACUGGAAGUUCUAGGGUUGGACAAAGAGAAGGUUGAUGAGAAGGCAAAGAAGCUUCUAGAAGCUGUAAGAGUUAACAAUCCACUCUUGGUCAUUAAGUCACAUUAUGAUAAUGAAGGCAGCGGGUGCUGGUGGCAGUAUUUCUGA
Molecule: messenger RNA, 3279 nt
Organism: Nannospalax galili (Upper Galilee mountains blind mole rat)
Lineage: Eukaryota; Metazoa; Chordata; Mammalia; Rodentia; Spalacidae
Gene: Nlrp14
Product: NLR family pyrin domain containing 14
Exons: 11
Coding region: 1-3279 (1092 amino acids)
Biological process (GO): regulation of inflammatory response
Cellular component (GO): cytoplasm
Molecular function (GO): protein binding
Source: RefSeq, a predicted model, not a curated record